Molecule: messenger RNA, 1833 nt
Organism: Centruroides sculpturatus (bark scorpion)
Lineage: Eukaryota; Metazoa; Arthropoda; Arachnida; Scorpiones; Buthidae
Product: DNA topoisomerase 1-like
Exons: 1
Coding region: 94-1767 (557 amino acids)
Biological process (GO): chromosome segregation; DNA topological change; DNA replication
Cellular component (GO): nucleolus; chromosome
Molecular function (GO): DNA binding; DNA topoisomerase type I (single strand cut, ATP-independent) activity
Source: RefSeq, a predicted model, not a curated record
UUACUUAAAAUUCAAUUGUGUAUAUAACGAAACAACAAUGAGAUAGUUAAAUGUGACAAUCGUAAGUCUGCAUUGUAGGAAUUGGUUCGACGUAUGACGAAAACAAGAAAAGAGAAGUCAAACAAAAAUAAGAAGUGGAAGAGGUUACAACACAAUGGUCCUUGUUUAGAACCUUCGUAUUCCAGACUUCCAAAUUCGAUCCACUUUCUCUACAAUGGCCAGACUUUGAAACUGAGCAAAUCUGCAGAAGAAGCAGCCAGUUACUACGCCAAAUUGUUUAAUCAUAGAUAUUCCCGGAAGAAACGUUUCGUUAAGAACUUCUUCAAUGAUUGGAGACAAAUAAUGACAAGUAGAGAGAGAGAAGUAGUGACUAAUUUCGAACUGUGUGAUUUCCGAAACAUCUCUGAAUUCUACCGGAAUCAAUGGGAUGAAAAAAAGAGACUUUCUAGAGAAGAAAAAAUAAGACAAAGAAACGAGCUUUUAGAAAAAUAUGGCUAUUGUAUUAUAGACGGAAAGAGACAAAAAAUAGGAAAUUUUAAAGUAGAGCCGGGAGGAUUAUUUAUAGGAAGGGGAAAUCAUCCAAAAAUGGGACGAAUAAAGAAAAGGGUUCGAGCUGAAGACGUGACUAUAAAUAUAGGAGAACUUGACAAUGUACCUAAUCCUCCCGCCGGUCACCAAUGGAAGGAAGUGAAACACGACGACACAGCCAUAUGGCUGUCGUCUUGGACUGAAAGCCUUUUUAACAAAACCAAAUACAUUUUUCCGGAUUCCUGUUCGAAAUUCAAGAUGCGCAGCGACCUCGAAAAAUACGAAACUGCACGAAAAUUGAACGGAUGUAUCGAAAAUAUUCGCGAGACUUACAAAAAUAUGUGGCAAUCGGGUUACAUCAGAGAGCGACAAGAGGCAGUGGCUCUGUACUUCAUUGACAGAUUAGCGCUAAGAGCGGGAAACGAGAAAAAGGAGGACACAUUAGACACCGUAGGUUGCUGUUCUCUUAAAGCUAAACACGUCAAGCUGAGAAGAGAGGGAAAUAAUUACAAAGUAUUCCUAGAUUUUCGUGGGAAGGAUAAUAUUAGAUACAUGAAUAACAUUUCGGUGGAGAGAGAGGUGUAUCAGAAUUUAAUCGAUUUCAUUUCAAAUAAGAGACCUGGGGAUAAACUUUUCGACCAACUGAACGCUACAUUACUGAAUGGACUUUUAAAUCAGAUGAUGGAGGGUCUCACGGCAAAGGUAUUUCGAACAUAUAACGCGUCAAAAUGUUUCCAGAACGAGUUAAAUAUAUUAACGACCGGGAACACUAAUCUUGAACAGAAAAUGCUGGCGUACAAUAGAGCCGCGAGAAAAGUUGCCGCUCUGUGUAACCAUCGACGAAGUGUGCCGAAAAAUUAUACAAAACAAAUGAAGAAUCUACAAGAUAAAAUACAGAAGAAAAGGAAAUUAGUCGAAAUUUGCGAAAAGGAAGCGAUCCUGGCGAAAAAAGAAUUCGAAAGAUGCGGAACGGAUAAGGCUAGAAUGACAUAUUUCAGAAAACAAAACAGUUUACACAAGACUAAAGAGCAAUUGCAAAAAUUAGAGUUAUCCGCCAUUAAUAAAACGGAGAGCAAAAGUAUUGCUAUAAGUACUUCCAAAUUAAACUACUUAGAUCCUAGAAUUUCGGUGGCUUGGUGCAAGAAGUGGGACGUGCCCAUAGAGAAAGUGUUUAAUAAAACGGAAAGAAGCAGAUUUGAGUGGGCGAUACAAACUGCCGACGCAAAUUUUGUAUUUUGAAAAUAAAAAAAAAAAAUUCAUUCUUACAUUUUUUUAAAAUUUAUAAAUAAACGAACGUUAUAUCUC